AUGCGUUCCACCUCCAUCGUCACUGCUCUUGUGCUCACUUUGGGCGCUCAAGUCGUCUCGGCCGCCAAACACGACUUCCUCAUCUGUUGCCAGCGCAACCCUUCAACUGGUGUUUGGUCCCCUAACUUGGCUCUUACGGAACUUGUGUGCAAGGCCCUUUAUCCAAAUGAUGGCGAAUACCGUCAAAAUGCGUGCUAUGGGGUUCACACUGAGCUCUAUGGUGAUGAUUUUUGGACAAACUGCAGGAAUGUUGGCAGCCAAGACCGUGGAUGA
Messenger RNA from Exserohilum turcica Et28A, 273 nucleotides. RefSeq lists its product as uncharacterized. NCBI's taxonomy places the organism in Eukaryota, Fungi, Ascomycota, Dothideomycetes, Pleosporales, Pleosporaceae. The coding region runs from base 1 to 273 and encodes 90 amino acids. The record is from RefSeq and is a predicted model, not a curated record. The transcript is spliced from 3 exons.